AUGUUUCAGGACUCGGUGACGUUCCGGGACGUGGCCGUGGACUUCACCCAGCAGGAGUGGAGGCGCCUGGGCCGGGCCCAGAAGGAGCUGUACCGGGAGGUGAUGCUGGAGAACUACAGGAACCUGGUCAGUCUGGCAGGCUUUGUGGGUGCCAAGCCAGAGGUGAUCUGUCAUUUGGAGCAGGGGGAAGCGCCCUGGGUGCCCGAGAGCCCAUUUCCCAGAAGCGGCAGCCACGAGGUGUUGGGAGGUUUCUGGGAAUCUUAUGCUGAGUUAAAGGAGGAGCAAAGUAAUGAGACUCAUCAUUUUAGACAAGUAGAAAUCACCAAAGGGAAAUCCCAUCAUGAAUAUGUAUGUAAUGAAUGUGGGAAGGCCUUCCAUCAGAAUUCAUACCUUCGGAGACAUCAGAAAAUUCAUACUGGAGAAAAGCAUUAUGAAUGUACUGAAUGUGGGAAAGCCUUCCUAUGGGCCACUGAACUUGCUCACCAUCAGAGAACACAUACAGGAGAAAAACCUUAUGAAUGCAAUGAAUGUGGGAAAGCCUUCAGCCAGAAUUCAUACCUUCGAAGACAUCAGAGAAUUCAUAGUGGAGAGAAACCUUAUGCAUGUAAUGAAUGUGGGAAGACCUUCCUUCGGUCCCCUGAGCUUACUCAACACCAGAGGACACAUACUGGAGAAAAACCUUAUGAAUGCAAUGAAUGUGGGAAGGCCUUCCGCUGUAAAUCACAUCUUACUGACCAUCAGAGAAUCCAUACUAGAGAGAAACCUUUUGUAUGUAAUGAAUGUGGGAAGGCCUUUUUCAGGAGUACAAAUCUUAGUCAGCACCAGAGGACCCAUACUGGAGAAAAACCAUAUGAAUGUAGUGAAUGUGGAAAGGCCUUUGGUCAGAAGGCACAUCUUACUCAUCAUCAUAGAAUUCAUACAGGAGAGAAACCUUAUGAGUGCAAUAAAUGUGGGAAGGCCUUCCACCAAAAUUCAUACCUUAGAAGACAUUUGAGAAUUCAUACUGGAGAGAAACCUUAUGUAUGUAAUGAGUGUGGGAAGGCCUUCCUUCGGGCCACUGAACUUGGUCAACACCAUAGAACACAUACAGGAGAAAAACCUUAUGAAUGCAGUGACUGCGGGAAGACCUUUGGUCAAAAGGCAAAACUUAUUCAACAUCAUAGAAUUCACACUGGAGAGAAACCUUAUGUAUGUAAUGAAUGUGGGAAGGCCUUUAUCCGGAGCACUAAUCUGAAUCAACACCAGAGAACUCAUACUGGUGAAAAACCUUAUCAGUGCAAUGAAUGUGGGAAGGCUUUCUUUCAAAGAGCAGAUCUUACUCAACAUAAUAGAACUCAUACUGGAGAGAAACCUUAUAUAUGCAGUGAAUGUGGGAAGGCCUUUUGUCAGAAGGCAGCUCUUACUCAGCAUAAUAGAAUUCAUACUGGAGAGAAACCAUAUGUCUGCAAUGACUGUGGGAAGGCUUUUCACUGGAGCACAGUACUUGCACAACAUCGAAGAACCCAUACUGGAGAGAAACCUUAUGAGUGUUCUGAAUGUGGGAAGGCCUUCAGUCAGAGGGCAAAACUUAUUAGACAUCAGCGAUUUCACACUGGAGAGAAACCAUAUGAGUGUUUAGAAUGUGGAAAGGCCUUCUGUCAGAAAGCUGAUCUUAAUUUACAUCAUAGAAUUCAUACUGGAGAGAAACCUUAUAAAUGCAGUGAAUGUGGGAAGACCUUUCGCUAUAAUUCACACCUUACUCAACAUCAGAACAUUCAUACAGGAGAGAAACCUUACAAAUGCAGUGAAUGUGGAAAAGCCUUCUUCUGGAGAACAGCCCUUAAUCAGCACCGGCAAGUUCACACAGGGGAGAAAUCUGUUUGAUGUAAUGAAUGCAGAUCAAUUUGUUUUCCAAGAUUACAGAGUAUAUGUGACACCAGAGAUUCAUAUAGGCAAGAAUAUGAAAAGUCUCUAUAAGAGAAUCAAAACUCCUGAACAUCAGAGAGUACCUACUUAAGAGAAAUUUUUUGAAUGUAAUGAUUGAUUUAAAGUUUUUCCCCAGAAAUAA
Molecule: messenger RNA, 2047 nt
Organism: Gracilinanus agilis (Agile Gracile Mouse Opossum)
Lineage: Eukaryota; Metazoa; Chordata; Mammalia; Didelphimorphia; Didelphidae
Product: zinc finger protein 420-like
Exons: 4
Coding region: 1-1863 (620 amino acids)
Biological process (GO): negative regulation of transcription by RNA polymerase II
Molecular function (GO): DNA-binding transcription repressor activity, RNA polymerase II-specific
Source: RefSeq, a predicted model, not a curated record